Notodromas monacha is the source of this 1168-nucleotide messenger RNA. The record is from the annotation of a GenBank genome assembly. Lineage: Eukaryota; Metazoa; Arthropoda; Ostracoda; Podocopida; Cyprididae.
UUGUUACGUUUUAUUUUCUACAGAAAUCUGUUUUGCAAUUUCUCAUAGAUAUAAUAAUCACUGUAUUGUGCAGAGGAAAUGGCUCCCGGGAGCUACGAGAGAAGUGUUAGUCCAGGAAGUGCGACGACUGUUUCCAUUCGGCACAAAUCUUCCCUUAACCGGAAGUCAGCGCAUGAAAGUGGGGACUGGGAUGAACAGGUGCCGAUAGUUGGCAGCUACCCGUCGAAACCCGGGCCAUGUGGCCGCAGGGCGUAUCUCUUCUGGAUCGUCGUCGUCCUGCUGCUGCUGCUGGCCCUCGGCAACCUGGCCACGACCGUGUUCAUCUUCGGCGUCCUCCGACUCAGCAACGGCAUGAAGAACAUGGAGUUUGUGGUGCUGAAUGACGCGGAUGGUGGCGAGCGACGCGUGAUUCGGUUCCACGGCGACGUGGACCUGGGCAACGUGGUGAAGCAGGACGGGCUCAUUGAAGCCUUUGGCGACGAGUCCAUUUCCCUGGAGACCCAGGAUGGGUCCAUUGGGUUCAAGCUGCAGGCCCGGCCCGAGGAGCUGAUUAUCAACUCGCUGUACACGCAGGUGGUGAACGUGGACUCGUUCCUGGUGCGAGACCCAGCAACCGGGGCCGAGAUCUUCUCCACCGCGUACCCGAACUUCGGGUUGCCCAAGGGCGUCACUCAGAUCGCCGUGGAGCAGGCGACGACGUCCCGCGUCGUGAGUCCCAUGGACGCCUCGCUCACGCUCAAGUCCCACUCGCAGAGCCGCCUCAAGGGCAACGAAGGCCUGCACAUGGACUCUGCCCAGGCCCAGUGGUACGCCCACAAGGACAUCUUCCUCAAGUCUGUCCAGGGCGGGAUCACGCUCGCUGGCAAGGACGGCGUGAGGAUCUACAUGAAGGACGUGCCGGUGGUGAAAGGGGACGACGCGUUGGGCCACGGGAUGGGCCAGUUCCAGAUCUGCGCCUGUGCCAAGACGGGGAUGCUGUUCCGCGUGCCGAUCCCCAAGGACAAUGCCAGGAGACUCGACAAGGUUCACUGCGGGUACGCGGAAUUGCCGCAAGGGUUUUGUGGCUGAAAAGUUUUCCCGCCGACUUCGUUUUUUUUUUCUUUUUCGUUUUUGAACUGGUGGCAUUAAAAAUUCAGGGGGUUUUUGGGCGGUUACCGUACUGUAGGGA